Messenger RNA from Anoplophora glabripennis (Asian longhorned beetle), 1382 nucleotides. RefSeq names its product adapter molecule Crk (gene Crk). Bases 386 to 1189 code for a protein of 267 amino acids. Gene Ontology annotation, molecular function: protein binding. The record is from RefSeq and is a predicted model, not a curated record. The transcript is spliced from 6 exons. NCBI's taxonomy places the organism in Eukaryota, Metazoa, Arthropoda, Insecta, Coleoptera, Cerambycidae.
UUCUGGGGUUUUGGUAGUCGCCAUAUUAGUGGUUCUGGAAGGUUUUUCCAUUAAGAUUUACGAAAAAAAUCUAUCAAAAUUUUAUUUUAACGAAAAACAUUGUGAAAUACAUAUAGUUCUUUAAAUUGUUGCAUUAUAAAUUAUUUUAUUCAUUAUAGAGUAGCACAAAAUGAGGAAGGUUAAAAGAACUUAACCAAAGAAUUAUUAAUUAAAAACAAUUAUUACUUUUAACAGGAAUACUUCAUGUGUAGUCUAAUUAGUGUUUAUUUGUGAAUAGUCUUGUAAUAUAAUGUAUUCUAUAACUUAAUUCAUAUUGUGAGUGAAAAUGUCAAUCUUGAUAAAAUUUUUUGCAUAAGCAAAAGCAGUGUUUAAUACUUAAUAAAAUAUGAUGGCUAGUUCCUUUGAUCAUGAGGAUUGGAACGUUUGGUUUUUUGGGGCUAUUAGCCGACAGGAAGCUACCGAUUUGCUUAUGGCUGAACGAGAAGGUGGUGUUUUUCUAGUUAGGGAAAGUAAAACUAGCAGUGGAGAUUAUGUUUUAUGUGUUAAGGAAGAUAGUAAAGUGAGUCAUUAUAUAAUUAAAACAAUUCAACAGAAUGAUCAAAAACAUUAUAAAAUUGGAGAUCAAGUUUUUAAACGUGUGGAAGAUGUUCUUUCAUUUUAUAAAUUACAUUACUUAGAUACUACACCUCUCAUUAGGCCUGCUAGCAAGAAGAUUGAAAAAGUUAUUGCAAAAUUUGAUUUUGAAGGCAAAGAAAAAGAUGAUUUGUGCUUUAAAAAAGGUGAUAUUUUAACAAUAAUAUUUAAAGAUGAGGAACAGUGGUGGACUGCAAAAAAUAGAGAUGGGAAAAAAGGUUCCAUACCAGUACCCUAUGUGCAAAAAAUAGAAGAAGACCAUUCUCCUAUAGAUCUUCCUCGUCCAGGUUCGGGUGGUCCUGUCAGUAAUACAGUUUUACAAGCCGAAGCCGCUAAACGAAAUCAAAUGCAGCGAAAAUUGCCAGCUAAAGCUAGAGUGAAACAAGUUCGAGUUCCAAAUGCUUAUGAUGAUACAGCUUUAAAAUUAGAAAUUGGAGAUAUAAUAACUGUAACAAAAACUAAUAUAAAUGGACAGUGGGAAGGUGAACUGAAUGGUAAAGUGGGAUAUUUUCCCUUUACGCAUGUUGAGUUUUUAGAUGAUGAGAAUGGGAGUUAGUCAUCCAGUUUUAAAUUUUAAAAUAUUUUGCUAAUGUUGUAUAGAGCUCGAAAUUAUUGUAUAUUUAUUAUUAAUUUUAUUUGGCAGUAACACUAAUAUACUAUAUAUUAUAAUCAUUUAUUUAUGAACAAGUAUACAAUUGCGCUGUUAUUGUCAAUUUGUAUUUUUAUUAAUUACAUAUCAAUAUUUCGGU